Triticum dicoccoides is the source of this 1310-nucleotide messenger RNA. RefSeq lists its product as uncharacterized. NCBI's taxonomy places the organism in Eukaryota, Viridiplantae, Streptophyta, Magnoliopsida, Poales, Poaceae. Bases 52 to 981 code for a protein of 309 amino acids. The transcript has a single exon. The record is from RefSeq and is a predicted model, not a curated record.
CUCUUUCUUCUACACGUCUCCUCUCCAUCCCCACGUCCACCCACCCCACCAAUGGAUUCUCUCCCGCCGCCGCCGUCGCUGCCGCCGUUUGGCUCGUUGCCCUCUCUCCCUUGGCCUGACCUCGUCGCCGGUGCGGCCGGUGCCACCCUACGCCUCGUCUCCGCCCACUCACGCCACUUCCUCGCCCUCUCCUGCCUCCUCCUCCUGCCGCUCUCCCUCCUCCUCCUCUCCCUCCCCACGCCCUUCCCCGGCGCCUCUCCUUCCGUCUCCCUCCGAUCCCCGCAAGAUUCUUGGAGUAACCCCCUCUUGCUUCUCGCUCUCGUGGCGGCGCUUCUUUACCUCGCCGCCUUCGCCGCCGCCGCCGCCAGCGCGCACGCCGGAUUCUUCGGCCGCCCCGUCAAGCUCCUCGCUUCGCUUAUCUCCGUGCCUGCUUCCGUUCUCCGCGUCCUCCUCACAGCCCUCCCGGCCUCCCCUCUUCUGCUUAUCCCCCUGCUCCCACUGCCCGCUGAAAUUAGCACAGGUAUUGCUCUUCUCGGCGUCUCCCUCUUAGCCCCCUUCUGGUCCCUCGCCGGCGCCGCAGCCAUCGUGGAGUCCACUGCUGGGCCCUCCGCGCUCCGCCAGAGCUGCCGGUUGCUCUCCGGGGCACGCCUGGCAGCGCUCUCCGCGUUCUUGGUCUUAGCCGCAGGCAUUGGGAUAGUACUCUGGGGUUUCAGUGGGGUGGCCAUGGAGACAUAUGAUGCUGCCACCGGUUGGGCUGGCAUGGCGCCGGCUGUGGUCAAGGCCAUGGUUGGAACGGCGAUGUUGGCUGCAAUGAUGCUGUAUGGAAUGGUGAUCAACGUGGUAUUGUAUAUGCACUGCCGUGCGCUGCAUGGGGAGCUCACUGGAGAGAUCUACAAUGAAUUUGCAAGCUCAUAUGUCUACCUGCCGUUCGAUGAGGGCAAGGAUCAUCAUAUUGUAUCGGUGGUCACACUUUGGCCUUGAUUGUCUAUCGCGCCAUCUGGAUAAUGGUGAGUUUAUACAUCCCAAUAACAGUUUUGACCACAUAGUGAUGCCCAUGUGUUCAUCGCUGCUCCUCUCUGCAUUAGUGUGUGUUCCUCUGUGCAAUUGAUAAGAUGAAAUGGUGUCUUGUUAGCCUCAGAUGCUGUGCCCUUAACAGAAAAGUGUCUUUUAUAUGUAGGGUGUUGUAUCAAUGUUACUGAAUAGCAAACCAGUAAUUAUAUGGAUGGUUUACCUCAGAACAACAUAGUGGUGUAUCAGGGAUGACUGAAAAGUCCAUUCCAGUUAAAAGAUUCCUGGUUGGAAUUGCUUCA